Messenger RNA from Aspergillus saccharolyticus JOP 1030-1, 2265 nucleotides. Its product is annotated as FHA domain protein. The transcript is spliced from 8 exons. NCBI's taxonomy places the organism in Eukaryota, Fungi, Ascomycota, Eurotiomycetes, Eurotiales, Aspergillaceae. Gene Ontology annotation, cellular component: cytoplasm. The coding region runs from base 1 to 2265 and encodes 754 amino acids. Gene Ontology annotation, molecular function: protein binding. The record is from RefSeq and is a predicted model, not a curated record.
AUGAUAAAAAUCUUGGUGAACCACCAAGCUUCUUUUACACAUCUUUGUCAGUUGCCUGCUCGAGUCUCCCGUUAUCCAUUUCUCCUCGAGGAGUCUUUGUCUUCUCCUCUCUCCGAUUUUGAGCGUCUUGGUCGACACUUCACCUGGUCUGAACCUCAGAGUCCGUCCUUCAUUGGUGUGGACUUUCUUAUCGACGUGUCCGAGCAUAACCCUUGGACAGGAACUGACAUGAUGCUCGCCACAGAAGCUAUCGUCCACCUUCGUCCCCUAGCACCCAUCGACGAGAUACCAUGCCGAUCCCUCAAGUUCACAUCGGAUACUGCUAAUGCCUGUAUCGGCCGAGCGUCAAAGCGGGAGUCCAAGAAUCUCGUGCCCACCCCGGAGAAUGGGUUAUUCGACUCUCGAGUCAUGUCAAGAAACCAUGCUCGGCUCGUUGUUCGUGUGGACAAGAAACUUGCUUAUCUUCGAGACGGUGGAUCAAUGCACGGCACUUUCGUGAAUGGAAAGAAGCUCCCAAGCGAGGAGGAUCAUCUUCUCAAUCAGGGUGAUAUCAUUACAUUUGGCACAGAAGUGGUUCGUGGCAAAGACACGUUCCCUCCUCUUAAAGUACGUUUUGAGCUCGACUGGCUCCAGUCCGCGCAAAAGCCUACACCCUCAAAUACGUUCUGUGUCCCGGAUGACGACGAUAAUGACGCUGACACGGAUAAUGCCCCGGUGGUAUGUCCGGCUGCGAGCUCCUCUGAUGAUGAUGACUCUGUAUUCCGCUCUGACUCUGACGAUCAGUCGGUUGUGGAGGUCUCAUCCCCCUUCACCUCACCUUUGAAGAAAGGUUCUCCAAAAGUUGCACUUCACUCAUCUGCCAACAUGUUAACUGACAGUGACGGUGCUGCUUACCGCGGAUCUGAAGAGAGCCCCAUCAACCUUGACUGUGAUAACUUUGAACAGCCUCUGGUAACUCCACGAAUGACUCCGCCGCCAGCUGUGGAUAUCCUCGACGAAAAGCCCGCUGAGGAGCUCACUCAUAUGGAUGUCUUUGUAGAAGAGACCGGCAUCGAGUCUUCCCUCGAUUCCUCCCCGGAAGAGAACUCAGAAUGGGAUGAGGACGAUGACUCGAUCGAAUACGGUGACGAAGAGGAAAUACAUUCACAGUGUUCCUUGGAUUCCGAUAUGGAAGAGGACCCAUAUAUCUUUGACAGCUACAAAAGUAUGAAGGCUUCUCAAGUUCUCGGCAUUCGUGACUUGAUAGCGUCAGACCCAUCCUUCGACUUCGGGGAGACAGCUGAUCAAUUGAUUUCUGCAACCGAGCCUCGCUGUAAUGAUGGGAGGGUGACCAAAUCAUCACUGUCCGAACCUAAGGCUGGAUUAUCCGGCUCGUCUUUCAUCGAGCACUAUCCCUCGCAAUCGGUCCCGCACAAUGUUGAGGCGAGCGAAGUUCUACCAGUCCAAGCACCACAACCGACAAAUAUGCUGCCGCUAUCCCUGCUGUGUCAACCGGGUCACAGCAGACUUCUCCAGAAUUCGCUCGUUGGAUUGCAACAGAACUAUUUGACAUCACCUCUUGAGUGGCAUGCAGGAAGUGCCUAUACGCUUCCUAUUCCAGUACCCCCAAGGACAAGCUAUUCCGAUGGCCCCUUUGUCAAUGAGUCUACUGCUGCUGGUGGCAAUGUAUUGACUUGCAAUAUCGCUGAGCCUGCGGUGGCGAGAACGCCUACAACUAUUCCUACCGGCAAGGAUGUUGAGGUGAAAGUCCAAGACGCACAGGCAACCACGGUGAUCUCAGAACAGGCCAUCACAUUGCAGUCGUCGCUCUCGCCGGACGCUCAUUCUCCACAGGAUCCUUGUUCUAACGUACUGGAAGCCAGACCAUUGAAAAGAAAGGCAGAACAUAUUGAAGAAAGCCUGACCGACCUGUCCCAUCCACAAGGAUCCCAAACUCUGGAUUGCGCUCAAAGCAAAACAAACCUGCCUGAGGCUCAGCCACAGAAGCUAUCGGUCGAUCAAGACAUGAUUGUGGACCCUCAUACUCCGGCUGAGCGCACCUGCAAUGUCGAGUCCUCCAACCCGCUCACUGGAGUCGAGUAUACCAAUACCAGCCAACUUCCUGAUGUUGGUACCAGCUCCGAACGACCCUCUAAGCGAGCUAAGAAGUCGUCUGCACGUACCUUCGCCAGCCAUGCUGCCACUGCCGCUUUGGGAGUCGCGAUCGGUGCUCUUGGUACUAUUGUCACCUUGGCCUCCCUUCCUCCCGAUUAUUUUCAUGAAUGA